GAGCUGAGAGAUUUGGCAUCCAAACACCCAAACCUGGUCCUGGUGAAGCUGGAUGUUGCGAAUCCCUCAGCUAUUACCGAUGCGGCGAAGAUCGUGGAGGAGAAGCUGAAUGGCACGGGCUUGAACCUGCUCAUAAACAAUGCCGGCAUCUACACCCCGGCGGCAUCGCUGGACACGGUGGACACUGAAGAGAUGAUAAGGACAUACAAGACAAAUGCAGUGGGGCCAUUGCUGAUGGCCCAGGCGUUCCUGCCCCUGCUGAAGAAGGCUGCCCGGGAGAGCACAGAGAAGGGGCUGAGCUGCAGCAAGGCAGCCAUCAUCAACAUCUCCACCAUCAUGGGAUCCAUUGAGAAAACGCCGGAGUCCUUCUGCAAGCCUGCCAUCUCCUACCGCUGCAGCAAGGCUGCCCUCAACAUGCUCACCAAGUGCCAGGCUCUGACUUACGGAGAAGCUGGGAUCCUCUGCAUGGCACUUCACCCUGGCUGGGUGAAAACCGACAUGGGCAGCCAAGAGGCUGACCUGACGGUGGACACGAGCGUGCGGGGGCUGCUCUCUGUACUGCCGAUCCUCUCUGAGAAACACAGUGGGACCUUGCUCAACUGGGAAGGUAAAGCUAUUCCUUGGUGA
Eurypyga helias (sunbittern) is the source of this 627-nucleotide messenger RNA. RefSeq lists its product as uncharacterized. The annotation marks the transcript as partial. The transcript has 5 exons. Lineage: Eukaryota; Metazoa; Chordata; Aves; Eurypygiformes; Eurypygidae. The record is from RefSeq and is a predicted model, not a curated record.